This is a messenger RNA of Trypanosoma grayi, 1887 nucleotides long. RefSeq names its product selenocysteine-tRNA-specific elongation factor. The transcript has a single exon. Gene Ontology annotation, molecular function: GTPase activity; translation elongation factor activity; GTP binding. NCBI's taxonomy places the organism in Eukaryota, Euglenozoa, Kinetoplastea, Trypanosomatida, Trypanosomatidae. Bases 1 to 1887 code for a protein of 628 amino acids. Gene Ontology annotation, biological process: selenocysteine incorporation. The record is from RefSeq and is a predicted model, not a curated record.
AUGACAGAGGGGCGACUGGUGGCGAACAUCAACAUCGGUAUCCUUGGUCAUGUCGACAGCGGCAAAACAUCACUUGCCAAAGUGCUCUCCUCCACCGCCUCCACUGCGGCGUUUGACAAGAGUCCAGAGAGCCGGCGGCGCGGCAUCACGCUUGAUCUUGGCUUCAGCGCCUGUUGCAUAUCGACGGCGACUGUUGCACCGCCUUUGCACGCGGCAGGGGUCGAGCAGGUACAAUGCACGUUUGUUGACUGCCCGGGCCACGCAUCGCUCAUCCGCACUAUCCUGGGAGGGGCACAAAUCAUUGACAUCAUGAUUCUUGUCGUUGAUGCGAGUAAAGGAAUACAGACACAGACUGCGGAGUGUUUAGUGAUUGGCGAAGUUCUUUGCAAGCCACUCGUAGUAGUGAUCAACAAAAUCGAUGCGGUGCAGGGCGCAAACCCGGCAGAGAAGCGUGCGUCUCUUGAUAAGUUACGCAAGCGUCUUCAAAAGACAUUUGGACAGACGCGUUGGCCUUCUGUCCCAAUGGUGGAAGUCGCUGCUGCUCCACGUGGGGACACAUUGGAAACGGCAGCAGUCGAAGAAGGAAAUGGACCAAAGCCUAUUAACGUGGAGAAUGUAAUUUCUGCUGUCUUAGAACUUGUGGAUGUGGCGGCUGUGAAAGAGCAGCUGGAGGCGCCGCUCCACUCGGAGGAGUUUGUAAUGAUGUUUGAUCACUGCUUUGCGCUCAAGGGACAGGGUACUGUUUUCACCGGCACCGUGCUUCGAGGCCAGGUGAACGUGGGUGACAGUGUCCUCCUCCCUGAGUUGCAGGUGGUGAAGAAGGUAAAGGGACUGCAGGUGUUCCACAAGCCGGUGCAAUUUGCUAGGCGUGGUGACCGUGUUGGUUUGUGUGUGGUGCAAUUCAGUUCAGAAGGGAUUGAGCGAGGCCUUUUGUGUAAUGCGCAGAGCAAGCGAGGGGAGCCGUUGUUGGAAAGUGCGUCUGUUAUGAUUGCAGAGGUGAACCGCGUACGAUUUCAUCAGCUGCCGUGUGACUCUCAUACGAAGUUCCACGUGACGAUCGGGCAUGCGACAGUGAUGGCGACUAUGAAGUACUUCAGCCGCCCUACGGCACUGGCGGCGGACGACACGGGUGGCGGGUUCGACCUCGCACAGGAGAGCCUCUAUGUGGAAGAGCUUGGUGAUGACACAUGUCUCACAUUCGCCGCAGUGGAGCCGCAGCCACGGCCUGGGCAACCCGUUGCGCUGCGGCGCGGAGCCGUGACGUACUACGCCGUCAUCCUUCUGGAGCGGCCCACGAUGGCGGCUGUCGGCACACCGCUGAUCGCCGCACGGCUCGACAUGGAGCGGGAGAACAUGUGCCGCAUUGCGAUUGCCGGCACCGUGCGGGCGCUGCUCCCCGCCGAUGUGGGCGAUUCGUCGACGUCAUUCUGGCGAACACUGCCAAUUGUCCGCUUCAAGACGAGAGCGCUGGUUGUGGAGCGCGUCGUGAACGAGAGAACGUGCAUUGCUAGCGGUGUGGUGUAUACCGAAGCCCCAUACACAAGUGGCGGCAACGGCAGUAAGACGAAGGAGAAGGACGCAAUGCACGCAGAGGUCCAGAAGUUUAUUGGAUUGCGAGUGCACUUUCGCCCCACAUCAGGCGAGGGAAAAAGUGAUCUUGUCACUUCUGUUGACCCCAGAGGCGUGAAGGAAGGCACCAUCGACUCCGCAUUUGGAAAGAUGGGGAAGGUAAAGCUCGUCUUCAAGGAACCAGUGUUCUGUGUUCAGGACGUGCCUUCAACCGAAGGAAGAAAAAAACGAAGCGAUGUGGCGUUUCUCACUGAUGGCGUGAUUGAGCUCACACUGAAGAAGUACCCGCUCGCUGUUCAUAGCCACCUCCAGCAGUGA